UUUAAUGGGUACUUUCAUGAACUGCAGGAUCCAAAAUGUAAGCAGUGAUGCCUUGAGGCCAACAUGGGUCCCUUAUGCCUCAACAGAGGCUGGUGAAGAAGUCUUGCUGUUCUCCCUGAAGAUCAUGAUGGAUGAUUGGUCCUAUCAGAGGCCUUCAUACUCCUAUUUCCUGGGUGGUGUUAUUAACAUCGAGGCAUCUGUGAAGCAGUACAAUCAUGUGCCUCUGCGUGUGUUUGUGGACAGCUGUGUGGCCACUCAAGCACCUGAUGUGAACUCUCUUCCGAGAUAUUCCUUCAUUGAGAAUCACGGGUGCUUUGUGGAUGCCAAAACUACAGCUUCCAGCUCCCGCUUCAUGCCUCGGUCCCAGGUUGACAAGAUCCAGUUCCAGCUGGAAGCGUUUAUGUUCCAGGAGGGCAACAGUCCUUCUGUAUGUACUAUGAAUAUCAUGAGUUAA
Molecule: messenger RNA, 454 nt
Organism: Rhinichthys klamathensis goyatoka
Lineage: Eukaryota; Metazoa; Chordata; Actinopteri; Cypriniformes; Leuciscidae
Product: zona pellucida sperm-binding protein 3-like
Exons: 3
Coding region: 5-454 (149 amino acids)
Biological process (GO): egg coat formation; positive regulation of acrosome reaction; binding of sperm to zona pellucida
Cellular component (GO): extracellular matrix
Molecular function (GO): acrosin binding
Source: RefSeq, a predicted model, not a curated record